Messenger RNA from Rhineura floridana, 2194 nucleotides. RefSeq names its product MID1 interacting protein 1 (gene MID1IP1). Gene Ontology annotation, biological process: regulation of lipid biosynthetic process. The coding region runs from base 765 to 1280 and encodes 171 amino acids. The transcript is spliced from 2 exons. Gene Ontology annotation, cellular component: cytosol. NCBI's taxonomy places the organism in Eukaryota, Metazoa, Chordata, Lepidosauria, Squamata, Rhineuridae. The record is from RefSeq and is a predicted model, not a curated record.
ACGCUCUUUUAAGCACUUUUGUUUUCCGCGAUUGGACGGAAAGUUUGGACGGAACUGCACAUUGGCAUCGUUUCGUCUGCAAUUUAAUGAAAGCUUAAUUUCUAGAAUGAGAGAUGUUUGGGGAUCAAACGUGUCUGGUGAUAAUGCCCUCUGACUGCUCCAAGGUUCUGUGGCAAAACCGUCCCUACAGGACUCAGUGGCACUCUCCACCAUCACAUCAGAGAUCUUUGGGCUGACCCUGACCCUGAAAACCGGUUCCAGGACUGAGCAGUGGUGAGGUGCAUAAGCAAAGUGUCCGCCACUUCACUAUCCUUCUUUGGGCAAGUAAGAAGUAGACAAAGUGCACUCAAAGCUCCUUCGGGGAAGGGAAGUAACCCUCGAUUUCCGUGAGACUUCUGCUGUUCAGCUGUUUGUUGUAUUUAAGCCACUCCUUGCAGCAGAGUGUUUCUUCCUCCGAGCCGGCAACCAAUUAGUGGACAAGGAAAGGUUGAAAGACGGCUUAGUCCUUAGGAAAGAGAUUUCUUGUGAGACAGGGAGAAAGAGCCGGUACAUUUUAUUCCUUUCUGGAAAACGAAACAAAGGGGGGGGGACUUCUCGGCUUGGCGCCUGUUUUUCCCAGACCGUGCAUUGAUCCCAUCAGAGCAGCCGGUGUCCCCUGGGCUUGCUCGGCACACCCUCCUACUGCAGCAGCAGCAGCAGCAGCAGCAGCAAAAGAAAAGCAGUCAGCCUGUUCCCCUAUUGGCGCACAUCGCACAGCAGCCAGGAUGAUGCAGAUUUGCGACUCGUAUAACCAAAAACACUCCCUCUUCAAUGCCAUGAACCGCUUCAUCGGGGCCGUCAACAACAUGGACCAGACGGUGAUGGUACCCAGCCUUCUUCGGGACGUGCCUCUCAUGCUAGAUGAGCUGGACUCGGGGGGCGGCUGCGGGGAAAGAGAGGCCCAGUUGACCCCCAAUGGCGGCGCCUAUUGCUCUUGCAGAGACAUGUACAGCCACUAUGUGCUGCUCAAGUCUAUUCGCAACGACAUCGAGUGGGGGGUGCUACAGCAGGCGAACGAGGAGGCAGCUAGCAGGAAGAAGGACAAGCUGAAUGGGGGGCCUGGCGCUGUGGACAUUAGCCGAGGGAUCCCCGAAGACCGGGAGGUGGAGGAAGAUCUGGAGAAGCAGUUUCAUUAUCACUUGAGCGGACUGCACACUGUGCUUUCCAAACUUACUCGCAAGGCCAACUUGCUCACCAACCGAUACAAACAGGAGAUUGGAGUCAACAACUGGGGGCACUGAACCAGGGAGGGGGAGAACACGGCCUGCCUGCCUGCUGGAGUGAGAGGGUCAGAGAUUGGGGAAGUAAGAGUUUGUAAGGGGCUAGGGAAAAAUGCCAGCAAAAGUGACCUGUGUGUUUUGAGCUAGAGAGAAGCAAAUGCUACUGUAUGGUUUUGUAAAUGAAAUCGGACAAAGAAGCAUAGCAGGGCCAAUGGUGAGCAUAGGAGCAAGUGUAAAAUUAUAUGUGUUUAGGAGAGAAUAAGAGAGGAAGGGAGUGACUGUUUUGUUAGGCAUAUCCUAGUGGGAUUUUACUGUUGGCAACUGUAAAGAUUCAUGGAGGGAGGGGUGAUGAGUCUCUGCCUGGAGUAGCAGGCAUAACCAGGUAGUCAAGUAUAUUUCCAAAUUCUGAGAACUCAGAAUGAUGUACAGUGGCCCAGGCCAGUUACUGAAAGAGUGUGUUUGUAAUCAAUGGAAAACUGUGCACGUGUGCACGUGGUGGUGGAAAUACUAGUGGCGAUUGCAUCACUUCUUUCCUGUUUUGCACUACUUUUGUAACGUUAAUAUAUAUGUAUAUAAAGUCUUAAGAGUUCUCUUCUUUGCAUGCUGUUAGAUCUGCAGUCCUAUUUUUUACCAAUGCGCAAGGAUGUACAUUAAUCACUAAUAGUUAAAAAAAAAUUUUUUUACAAGCAAGGUGAACAGUUAUUUUUCUCAUUUAAGUAAAGAUACUUACCUUUCCAUAUUAUGUAGAACUGGUUUACAUGAGGCUGCAAUUAUGCCACUUAAGAACUAUUUAUAUUUUGUUGCAGAGGAUAGAACCAGUUAACUAAUGUCCAGCCAUAUUUCAUUGGAAAGCUGAAAGGGUUCCAUUGUUGUACAUGAAAUUAUUCAGAUGUAGAGUAUAUUCUAAAAUAAAUAAGCAAAUAUAUUGACUAAAA